Messenger RNA from Micromonas pusilla CCMP1545, 4932 nucleotides. RefSeq lists its product as uncharacterized. The record is from RefSeq and is a predicted model, not a curated record. The transcript has 3 exons. Gene Ontology annotation, biological process: macroautophagy; protein phosphorylation; autophagy of peroxisome. Gene Ontology annotation, cellular component: late endosome; nucleus-vacuole junction; phosphatidylinositol 3-kinase complex, class III, type I. NCBI's taxonomy places the organism in Eukaryota, Viridiplantae, Chlorophyta, Mamiellophyceae, Mamiellales, Mamiellaceae. Bases 1 to 4932 code for a protein of 1643 amino acids. Gene Ontology annotation, molecular function: ATP binding; protein serine/threonine kinase activity; protein binding.
AUGACGCGCGCGCUCGCGAGUGUGGACUCUGGCUCGCAGAGCGUGGGAUCUGACGACGACGACAGGAGUUUCGCGCCGCGUCGUCGUUGUUCGCUCCGGCGAACGAAGAGACGACGCCACAGCGGAGGGCGCCGGGCCGCGGGGAUGGGGAACCAGCUGAGCGCCCCCCCGCGCGUGCAGCCCGGGGAGCUCCUCGCUUCGGAUGUCCCGAACCUCGUGUACAAGGACAGCCUCGGAGGCGGACGUUUCCUCAAGACUUUCCUCGUCCGCCACGACGAGCCCGGCACCUCCGGCGGCGGCGGCCUCGUCGUCGUGAAAGCCUACCUCAAACGCGGGUCCCCGGACGCGCUCUCGCGCGAAGAGAUCGAGACGCACGCGAAGAACCUCCGGACGUCGCGCGAGCGUCUGCUCUCGCCGCCGCCGACGCUGCCGCACUGCGCGCCGUUCGCGCGCGAACUCGAGACGGACAGAGCGUUGUACUUGAUGCGCCAGUACGCGCACGGCACGCUGUACGACCGCCUCUUCACCCGGCCGUUCCUCUCGCGCGUCCAGAAGAAGUGGAUCGCGUUCCAGCUGCUGCACGCGCUGAGCGAGUGCCACGAGCGCGGCGUCGUCCACGGGGACGUCAAGUGCGAAAACGUGUUGCUCACCUCGAGAGGGUGGGCGUUCCUCGCGGACUUCGCGACGUUUAAGCCCGGGUCGCUGCCCGCGGAUAACCCCGCGGAUUACUCGUAUUACUUCGACACGGGCGGACGAAGGCGGUGCUACGUCGCCCCGGAGCGGUUCCGCGACGGCGGCGGGGAUCGAACCGGCGGCGGCGCGACGCCCGCGGCGGACGUCUUCUCCCUCGGCUGCGUCUUCGGCGAGCUCUUCCUCGACGGCGCCGCGACGUUCGACUACUCGCAGCUCCUCGCGUAUCGACGCGGGGAGUUCGACCUUCGCGCGGCGCUCGCGCCCGUGGGAGACGAUGACGUCGUGGACAUGAUCGCGGAGAUGUGCGCGAGGGACCCGGCGGCGCGACCGAGCGCGAAGGCGUGUCUCGACGCGCGAUCGAAGCGCGGGGGUUUUUUCCCCGCGUAUUUCGACGCGUUGCACGACUUUUGCGGAGGGUUGCUGACCGCGGACGCGGACGAGGUGGCGGCGGAGGUGAGACGCGCGUUCGAUCCGCUCAUGGCGGCGAUCGUCGAGGAGGAGUGGAGGAAGGAUGGAGGCGGCGGCGAGACUGCUUCCCGCGCGACGCCGUCGCCGCGGAGUGUCGCGCCGUCUCUGAAGGAAUUUGACGGCGGCGGCGACGGCGGCGAAGACGCCGACGAGGAGAAAGAGUCGUCCAUGGCGGGGUUGAUGGCCGACAUCUCGAACCUCGCGGUCACGAGCGACGCCGGCGGCGGCGGCGACGGCGGCGACGACCUGUUCGCCGCGUCGCGGUCGGUCGAUUCGCCGUCCGCCUCCGCCUCCUCCUCCUCCCGCGCCGGCGCCGGCGCCUCCCCGCUCGACGCCGUCGCCGCCGCGGGCGCGACGUGCCCCGGCGCCGCGCUCGUCGCGUCGCUCGUCUGCGCGACCCUCCGCGGCGCGUCGUCGCCGUCCGCGCGGCGCGCGUUGCUAAAACUCCUCGCGCGCGUCGCGGCGGUCGCGGACGACGACGCGCGUUUGCAAGUGAUCGUGCCGCACGCGAUCGACCGCGUCGGCGACACCGCCGCCGUCGUCCGCGCCGCGGCGGUGAAGACGCUCGCGUCGACGCUGCCGAGGGUGAGAUCGCACCCGGCGUCGGACGCGAAGGUGUUCCCGGAGUUCAUAUGGCCGUCCCUGAGCGGGCUCGCGAGGGACCGGGAGGAGAGCGUGAGGGUCGCGUACGCCGCGGCGCUGGCCGCGCUGGCGAGCGCGAGCGAACGGUUUUUACGACGCGGCGGCGGCGGCGGCGGGAGCGGCGACGAGGAAGCCGCCGCCGCCGAGGUCGCACUAUCGAAACGACGCGGCGGCGGUUCCGGCCGCGCGGACGGCCCGUCCACGCGCGCGGCGCUGCUCUCGGACGCGCCCGCGCUCGCGUCGUUCUUCGGCCGGGCGGACGCGAACGACUUUCUGUUGCCGCUUUUGAUCACGUGCCUCAACGACCGCGCGUGGUCGCUGCGCGCGACGUUCUUUCGGCGGAUCGCGUCCGUCGCGAGUUUCGUGGGACGGGAGCCGUGCGAGGCGUUCUUGCUGCCGUGCAUCGAGCGGUGCCUCUCCGACGCGAGCGACGUCGUCGUCGCGAGAGCGUUGGAGUGCCUCGGCGAUCUCGUCGCGCCGCCCGAAGAAGCCUCCGUCGACGAAAACGUUCCGCCGGGGAGCGUCGCGUUCGCCGCUUCCUCCGCGCCGCCGAUGAUUCUCCAGAAACGCUCCAUCGUCGCCGCGGUAAAGCGCGCGGCGCCGGCGACGUUACACCCGUGCGCGUCCGUGCGCGUCGCGGCGACGCGGUUCGUCGCGCGCGCGUGUCGACGCUUGGGACCCGCGGACGUCUUCGCGAGCGUAUUGCCACACGCGACGCCGUUCCUGUCUGAAAAUUUCGCGAAGUGCCCUGGCCCCGCGCUGUCUGGGCUCCUCGCGGACGAGUCGACGCUGCGCGCCGCGCUGAGAACGCCGCCGCGGCGGCGCGCGUUCGACGCCGCCGUGGACGCCGCGGCGGGGAUCUACCGCGGCGAGACGGCGACGCCGUCGGACGACGACGACGCGUCGAUGGACCCGGAGGCGGCGAGGGAAGAGAGGCGCGCGCUCGCGGCGCUCGCGACGUACGUCCAGAGCUUCGCGGGCGCGCGGAGGGCGCAGGACGCGGAGACGCCGGCGUCUAUCGUGUGCGGCGGGCUGACGCGAGAGGCUGUCGCGGCGGCGGCGCGCGGCGGCGGCGGCGGCGGCGGUGGCGCGGACCUCGGAGGGUCGGCGGACGCGCGCGGGUCGACGAACCCGCUCGAUGGGAUGAUGAGCAUGAACCCUCUGAACCUUCACGACCCUUCCUCGCGCGGUCUCGACGCCGCCGCCGCGACGCCGAGCGACGACGGCGGGGCGUUUUCGUACGCGUCCCCGGGGGGACUCGGCGGGUUCGGCGCCGCCGGGUCGGGGAUGCAGUUUUCGUCGUUCUUCGAAGACGCCGCGAGCGCGAGCGCGGGCGGCGGCGGCGACGCGAAAUCGGCGGGCGCGGGCGGCGGCGGCGCGGACCUCAUCGACGACGACGCGUGGGCGGCGGUCUUCGGCCCGCGGUCGCCGCCGCUGGUGCCUCCGGGCGCGCGCGCGCCGCCGCCGCCGGUGGGGCACCUGUACGGCGGCGGCGGCGCGGCGACGGCGAAAGAAGCCCCGUCGGCCGCGAAGGGGCACGCGCGCACGUCCUCGGGCGCGGAUUUCGUCGCGGAGGAGAACGGCGAAGACAAACCGUCGAUCGUCGCGGGUGAGUACGCGUCCGGGACGACCGGAGACGCGUGGACUCCGCGCGGCGUCCUCGUCGCGCACCUCACGGAACACCGCGGCGCGGUGAACGCCGUCGCGGCGUCGGACGACGGCGCGUUCUUUGUCACCGGGAGCGACGACGGAUGCUUAAAGGCGUGGGACGUCGCCAACGCGGAGCGGGACGCGUUCUUUCGGUCGAGGGCGACGUACGGAGGGCAUCGCGCGGGGGCGUCCGCGUCCGCGUCCGCGUCCGACGCGGCGUGCAAAAUCACCGCGGCGGCGGCGUUAUCAGACGACGGCCACACGAUCUGCUCCACCGCGGACGACGGCAGCGUGCACGCGUGGCGCGUCGAGCUCGCGGCGGGCUCGGGCUCGGGCUCGGGCUCGGGACCCCCGGGGUCCCGGCCCGCGAGCGCGAGCGAGGUGGCGCGCGCGUCCCCGAACGAGGGCGCGUGCUCCGCGGUGAUUAAACUCUCCGCCAACGUCGCGUGCGUCGCGACCGAACGCGGCGGCCUCCGCGGCUGGGACCUCCGCGCGCCUUUGCGCGGCGACCGCGACCGCGGCCGCGGGACUCUCGGUAACGCGUUCGCGGUCGACGUCCCGCCGCGGCUCGGCGCGGUGACCUGCGUCGUCGCGGAAGCCGGCGCGUCGCCUCGGUGGACGUGCCACGGGACCUCCGCGGGCGCGUUGUGCCUCGUCGACGCGCGGUUCGGUCUCUCCGUCGCGGAGUGGCGGCACCCGCACGGCGCGUAUUCGCGCGUGGACGCGAUCGCUCUCGGCGUGGACGGCGUCGGCGCGGGCCACAAGAACGACGCGGCGCUCGUGUGGGCGGCGGCGGGCGGGGACGAGCUCGCGCUGUGGGACGUCGGCGUCGGCGCGUGCCGGAGAGUCGCGCGGGUGCUGCGGCCGCCGUCGGAGACGACGGCGCGGACGAUGCCGAGCAGUUUGCGUCGCGGCGGGAGGCUGACGCGCGCGGCGGCGACGUGCGGCGAUCCUCGCGCGUGGGCGAAGGCGAAGGCUGGCGGCGGCGGCGGGGUCGAAGGCGGUGGCGGCGGCGGCGGAGACGAAGACGGCAUGCUCGAUUUCCGCGUCGACGACUUGAAGGAGACGACGGGCGCCCCCCGGAGCGAAGGCGCGCGGUGCCUCUUUUCGCUCCCGAACGGCGCGCUCCUCGCCGGCGGCGGCGACGCGUGCGUGCGUCUGUGGUGCCCGCUCGAGCCCGCGCGCGGGCGCGUCGUGCACGGCCCGCUGGGGCGGAACGAUCGACCGAAGCACGAGGAGGUGUACGCGUCGAAUUUACCCGUCGCGCAGGAGCGUCCGUCGGCGAGCGCGGAGGCUGCGGCGGCGGGGGCGGGGCUCCGGGCCGGCGGCGACGGCGGCGUCGCGGAGGCGAUCGCGUCCGCGGCGGGGCGGCACGACUGUCACAGGGACGCGGUGCUCGCGAUGUGCGUCACCGGGUUCGGGACGGGGAGGGUGCUCGUCACCGGCGGAAGGGACGCCGCCGUGAAGGUGUGGAAGUGA